AUGUAUAUUUUAGGCUACGGGUAUAGUGGCUUCGCUGCGAACGAGGCUCUGGGUGUGUUGCAGAUGGUGCUCGAGGAGGAUUUCUUGUUUCAGAAUCUCCAGUGCUCCGCAGUAUGUCUUGCAAAAUUGAAAAAUGUCUCGCUGGAGAAGGUUUCGGAGACAUUGCUCGACUCGGAUGCUCACGUGACGGAUAAGCCACUGAACCACCAUGCUCGCUCAAAAAUUCUUGCCACUGGAAUCUACUUACUUUAUGCCGAUGGACGGCACAUUGAGGAUCUUCUUCCCGCAUUAUUGAAAGUGUACAGUAACUUACCACACUUGAAAUGGAUCGAUGAUGGCGCACUGAAUCGUCAAGAUAAAAUUCCAGUGCAAGAGCAGUUUGCACUGUGCUUCAAUACGAUUCUCAGUGAGCUUGCUGCUAAGUACGCGAAUGUACGCGAUCGAAUUGUUUCUGCACAAAUCGAACUGCUUUCCAUCACAGCGGAUAUCAUCAUCGAAAUUUGUGGCGAGGCACAGCCCACAUUCCAAACUAAAUUGUAUCUCAUGCGUGUUCUUUGCUUUAUCAUUGGAUUAUUUCGUGCAUUUGGGCGUUACAGUAACGAUAAGGAGCAUCCACUGAUCUCGGCAAUUUAUCCUCCUCCCUUCACCAUCGGCAAAGCAGACGGAGUGAAUUCUCAGCCCGCUGAACUCGACAGAGUUGCCUAUAUGAUUAACUUUAAGGUCGAGCGUUUACUGAGGAAGCCGAUUUUGGAUAUCAUGGAUGUUUAUGCAGCCGACGUUUACAUGGCUGGACAAGUCAGGCGUUUUCCAUAUAAGACAAUCUCGGAAUGUCUUUCAUUGGUUUGCGUGACAGCUGCAAGAGAUGCAUGCGCACCGUACGAUAUGCUGAAGGCGGAGAAAACCUUACCUCAGAAAUUUGCUAGAGAGUUGUUCAUUGUAUUCUCCUUUAUCGUCAACUCGGAAGUCGGCGGCUUUUGUAUUCUGUUUGAUUCUUUACCUAUUUUCACACUGGUGGCAGCCUUCCAGUGUUCCUUUGAUUUUUUCAUGACUGUCUUGUCGAACUUUUUAUCUUAAGCGGAAUCGUUGCAUGCUCGAAUAGCAGAUCGGCUUUGGCACGGCCACGGACAUCGGCAUGUGUUGGUCAACAUGCCGCUGAUAAUGAUGGCACUGGAUGCGCUGGGAUCUCUCUCUGUUAAGUUCCCAACAAUCGCUGCAACUUUGGCUGUAAAUAACCUCAUCCAGUUUUUGGUGGAACCGUCACCUGUCUUCUCAAAGCUUGCUGCAGACCUCGGC
Molecule: messenger RNA, 1293 nt
Organism: Gongylonema pulchrum
Lineage: Eukaryota; Metazoa; Nematoda; Chromadorea; Rhabditida; Gongylonematidae
Source: the annotation of a GenBank genome assembly